Molecule: messenger RNA, 2283 nt
Organism: Botrytis cinerea B05.10
Lineage: Eukaryota; Fungi; Ascomycota; Leotiomycetes; Helotiales; Sclerotiniaceae
Exons: 2
Coding region: 220-2007 (595 amino acids)
Biological process (GO): positive regulation of transcription by RNA polymerase II
Cellular component (GO): nucleus
Molecular function (GO): transcription cis-regulatory region binding; DNA-binding transcription factor activity, RNA polymerase II-specific; zinc ion binding
Source: RefSeq, a predicted model, not a curated record
GAAUCAUUUCAGCCUUCUUCUCAACCUCACUUGAUCACCUCAACUCAGCCUUCAGUCAUCAUGGCCUUCAUUUUGUCUCGUAAAGGUCCUGGAUCUGUGCAUAAAUGUUCCCACAGAUGGGGCAACGUUGGAAAGAAACUUUCGAGAAUUGUUUGAGCACUUGGAUUAGACUUGGACCCCCUCUAGAACUUUGAGCCAACUUGAACCGCAGACUCUACCAUGCCACAACCUAGAAGAGGCCUCAGGUCUAGAUCAGGAUGUAUGACUUGUAGACGCGCUAGAGUGAGAUGCGACGAAAAACAUCCGAUAUGUGAAAGAUGCAAUCGUCUAGGAUUAAAUUGCUCAUACCAGCCAUUUGUGUCUCGAAAUGAAAGAGAACGACAGCAUCGAGAAGCGAGAGAAAGGCCAAUCCCAGUUCAGAUCAUCCCAAAUGUCGUUGCAUCGCUACCACAUCCAACACCGGCAGAUGUCAACGAAUUUCUCCAUGCUGUUGAAGAUGAAGUAUUUCCCGAUAUGUGGAGCAUGCAUGAAUGGACGACCAAUAUGGGGCAUGGAUUCAUCUUACCCGAAGGUUCCUUUAAUCUCGAAAUAUUUGACGGACUCGCUUCAGUGAACAAGGGAACUUGCACUACUAGCCAUUCGUCGCCUUUUCAACCUCUAAGAGCUCUUGACCUUGUAGGUCGAGAUAAUGUUGUGUUUCAGGAUGAUUAUUAUGCUCAAGGAUGCGUCACACUCCAUUUCCCAAAUCUGCGUCAUUCGAAUCCCUUAAAACUCUCGCCGUCAGAGAAACGGGCGGUUGAACACUACGAGAAGACGUUGUCAUUGAAGUUCACCACUAAAAACCCAACUUGGUCAACCCAGCAGAUAUACAUUUGUCUCGGCGCGCAAGAUCCUCUAAUUAUGCACUUGCUGCUUGCGAUAUCAUUCCGUGAUUUGUAUUUCAAAGAUAAAGAUAAUGAACUUCACGACCUUGCCCAAAAGCAUUUUCGAGCUGGAAUUGGCCGUUUACUGACAGCUAUUUCCGAGGAAGAAUCGCCACAUCAUCUGAGUAUCAUGGCAGCUUUCUGGUUCCUGUAUAUGCUUGGAUCAAGUCAAAUCCAUGCGGGUAUCGGUACGAUGAUGCUCUUGAGUAAAGUUGUAUGCGAUUAUGUUCAAACGCAUGUAGUGGGUCUUCUAGAUCUAGAUCCAAUCAAUAAACGGCACGAAGAUCCUCCGCCACCUUUCCACCUUCGUGAUCAAUCGCUACUAGCUCGAGUUACAAUUUGGAUGUUUUAUGCCGAUGUUGGAUUUUGCUUUUGUUACCGUGGUGGGGAUCUUGCAAGAUAUCUUUGCAUCGACACAAAGAAUAUACCCAAAAUCGUCGACAUGGGCCGUGCUGUUCUUGCUCUGAAUUUUGAUCGAGAGUAUCCACCAGAUCAGGCAGCCGAUGAUAGUCAAAACCUCGAAGUACUAGAUCUUCUAUGGAAGUCGGCAAUGAUGUGUCAACUAGUGAAUGACCUUGACCAAAACAUCCCUUCAGACGAGAUAGAACAGCAAUUUUGUGAACUCGAGCAAACUUACAGCUCUACAUUUGAGCUCGCUGCAAUGGAUUUGGAAACUCGUCCAAGGUUUCUGGUCAACGCCGAUUGGAUACUCAGUUACUUCUACGCUAUACGUAUCUACCACUUUCGAUAUACUACCCAGAAUGAAGAUCGCAACGCGAGACCAAAGGUAGUCAAACGAGCUCUAAAAUCACUCUUAGACAUCGCUCAAAGAAUCUUUGCGAAGGGCGACGAAGAACAUUACGAAAGACUUCAUUGGCCCUUAUUCAUGGCAGGAAUUGAAACCACGGAUACCAUACAUCGGGAAUGGAUCUUGAAGAAAUUCUCAUCUGGAAAGUUCAAGACUGUUUUGGAAAAGGUGUUGAAGAUUCAACAUCUUAGUGGAACAAGAGUUCAUAUGUCUUUGAUUCGCGAGAUGUGCUCCAAGGAAGGAGAUGCUCCACGUGUUACUUUCCUUGGGUUUUGAUACGAACAAUCUUGGUUUUUAAUUUGCACCUAGCUUUUUUGGAUAUCCGUUCUCGGUUAGGGAGUUCUUGAAGCUGUAUAGCGUGGUGUUGGGAGGGCAUUGUCUUCACCUGGGUAGAUGUGAGGAAUUCUCGUAGACGUUUUCAUGGGCGAGCUGGCAAGCUCAUUACCCUUUAUACCUCUUGAUUGUUGUUGGUUUGGUCUCGCUGGUACACGAUAAGAUGCAAAGUCUUUAUUGGCAGUAGAGGACAAAUUAUUUAAGGGUUAUUCUAGUAUA